Messenger RNA from Cololabis saira (Pacific saury), 2300 nucleotides. It is a transcript of the gene olfm3a, whose product is annotated as olfactomedin 3a. The transcript has 6 exons. The coding region runs from base 226 to 1599 and encodes 457 amino acids. The record is from RefSeq and is a predicted model, not a curated record. Lineage: Eukaryota; Metazoa; Chordata; Actinopteri; Beloniformes; Belonidae. Gene Ontology annotation, biological process: signal transduction.
UCAGCGGGAUCGGAGGGUGUGAUGGAGGGUGUGAUGGAGGGUGUGAUGGAGGCUCUGACCGCUUGGCUGCCGUGCAGCCGUCACAGUGCUCCGUCUGAGAAGCUCCACGGCCACAGUAGUUAAAGAAAAGAAGAGGAAAAAAAAAAAACCCGCCCUCAGACCGGUCCGCGGUGAACGGCGAGGGACUGCAGCUCGGAGGGAAGUGGCCGCCCGGAGCCCGUCAGCAUGCGGCUCCUUUUCAGCGUCCUGUACCCGCUCCUUUCCCUCACCAUCUUCGGAUUAUAUCCCUCUAUGACUAUUGGUCCUAAGGAGGGCUGGCAGGUGUACAGCUCAGCCCAGGAUGCCGAUGGACGCUGCAUCUGCACAGUGGUGGCACCGGAACAGAGCCUGUGCUCCAGAGAUGCCAAGAGCCGGCAGCUCCGCCAGCUACUAGAGAAGGUGCAGAACAUGUCUCAGUCCAUCGAGGUGCUGAAUCUGCGGACUCAGAGAGAUUUCCAAUACGUCAUGAAGAUGGAGAACCAGAUGAAGGGCCUGAGGACCAAGUUCAGGCAAAUCGAAGAUGACAGAAAAUCCAUCAUAGCCAAAAACUUUCAGGAGCUUACGGACAAGAUGGACGAGCUGAAGCCGUUGAUCCCCGUGCUGGAGCAGUACAAGAUGGAUGCCGCGCUCAUCUCCCAGUUCAAGGAGGAGAUCAGGAACCUGUCGGUGGUGCUGACGGGCAUCCAGGAGGAGCUGGGGGCCUACGACUACGACGAGCUUUACCAGCGCGUCCUCAGACUGGACACCAGGCUCCGCAGCUGCAUGGGCAAGCUAACGUGUGGGAAAUUAAUGAAAAUCACUGGACCUGCUACAAUAAAGACAUCUGGAACCCGGUUUGGGGCAUGGAUGACUGAUCCUCUAGCAUCAACCAGAAACAACAGGGUGUGGUACAUGGACAGCUACACCAACAGCAAGAUUGUGCGUGAGUACAAAACAAUGGAAGAUUUCGUAUCAGGGGUGGUUUCCCGAACCUACAGCCUCCCGUUUAAAUGGGAAGGAACCAAUCACAUCGUCUACAACGGAUCCCUUUACUACAACAAGUACCAGAGCAACAUCAUUGUCAGGUACAGCUUCGACACGGGCAGCGUGCUGGCCCAGCGGGCUUUGGAGUUCGCCGGAUUCCACAACAUGUACCCGUACACGUGGGGGGGGUACUCCGACAUCGACGUCAUGGCUGAUGAACUGGGAAUGUGGGCUGUGUACGCGACCAACCAGAACGCAGGAAACGUGGUCAUCUCUCAGAUAGAACCUGACACGCUGCACGUCCUGAAGACCUGGAACACAGAAUACUCCAAAAGAAACGCCGGAGAGUCAUUUAUGAUCUGCGGGACGCUCUACGUUACCAACUCUCACCUGUCGGGGGCGAAGGUUUACUACGCUUACUCCACCAAGACUUCCAGUUAUGAGUACAUCGACAUUCCUUUCCACAACCAGUACUUUCACAUCUCCAUGCUUGACUAUAAUGCCAGAGAAAGAGCACUGUAUGGAUGGAAUAACGGGCAUCAGGUGAUCUUUAACGUCACCCUGUUUCAUGUCAUAAAAACUGAAGAUGACUCUUAAACACCACGACUGAAGGACCAGUGUUGGUGAUGCGAGGACCUCCUAAUUAACUGUUUUCUUUGGUAAAAAGUGGAGCUUGGUGUCUUUAAUUGACCUUUUUAAAUGUGUGGUUCUGUAUUCUUGAGUAAAGCAUGGACACCAAGGACUUCACUAGAGAUCACAUCAAAUGUUUUUUUACACUUUUCCAUUGCUGCUGAUCACAUUGGUUAUGGAGUAUUUGCUACAGUACGUGUUGGGUUUGCCAACCAAAGACUUUUGACAGCUUUUGCAUGAAUGUAAACAUUUUGUCUGAUGUGAUUUGCUGUAAUACAGCCGUGUUUUGUUCCAAAAUCUGUCACUCGCUUACGGUGUUUGCUUUACUGUCCCAUUAAAGUAUUUACAACUUUGGAAGCAACAGCACAUUUGCCGCAAUGUAAAUUAAAUGUAGCUGCCAUCCUUUUAAACGGCUCUGUAAAUUAUUGCGGUUAUGAAGUCUCUGUGGAAGAAGGACGUUUGUAUUUUUUAUAAGCAAAAAUCAUAGGAGAGUGUCCGUGCAAGUAGGUAUUGUACAUUUUAAUGAAUUGGUUUGAACUGGUAAAAGUACAACCUCCCCCGAUCUGACGACGAAUAAAAGCAAAUAAAAUGAACACAUGACGCAAUGGUUGGCAAGUCAUUUAAACACUAUAUGUGAGUUGAACUGGUAAAGUAUAUAUGUUUUUAUU